Molecule: messenger RNA, 1008 nt
Organism: Colletotrichum abscissum
Lineage: Eukaryota; Fungi; Ascomycota; Sordariomycetes; Glomerellales; Glomerellaceae
Product: RNase H domain-containing protein
Exons: 1
Coding region: 1-1008 (335 amino acids)
Biological process (GO): DNA replication, removal of RNA primer
Molecular function (GO): nucleic acid binding; RNA-DNA hybrid ribonuclease activity
Source: RefSeq, a predicted model, not a curated record
AUGGCCUUUACCGCGCCAACCGAAAUGACUUUGCCGGACGGACGCUCCGUCCUCGUUUGCGCGCCCCAUCAGCGGGUCGUCUGCGGGACGUGCUAUGUCGACUUCAGCUUCCACCUUGACAACAACGACAAUGACGACGAUGAUGGCGCAUGCGACUUGUCGUACGGAGACGGCACGGUCAGCUUCCACGCCGCCGCCCCGGACCCUCGUGGCGCCGCCCUAGCCCAGGUUGCCGAGAGCCGGUAUGGUCGACGACCGUCGCCCGGCGAAACCGAGCCGGACCCCGCGACAGACGCGGACGGUGGCCACGUCGCGAGGAGGCUCGACUCUCGCCGCGACGAGCCUGCGCCCUGGAGCAGGGUCUCUUCCCGGACGGAGACGUCCGGGAACUUCUUCCCUCUCCGCUUCUACCGGCCCGAGUUAGCGACGGAGAGGCCGCUCGAUCUUUUCCCGCCGGGCUCGCGCCGCUUCGUGAACCGCCUGGACCGGUACGAGAUGCUAGCCUUUAUCGACGGUGCCUGCUCACCUAGCGGCGCCGCGGACGCUGUAGGCGGCUGUGGUUUCGUCUUCGGGUCGCGCGAGGGGUACUCGGUCGGCUUCAGGCUCGAAGACCGCGGCGUGGAUGGGGAGCUCUACCCGGCGACCGCCGACCGCGCCGAGCUGCGUGCGGCCCUGGCCGUGCUGAAAUUCCGCUCGUGGCACGGUGAGGGCUUUGAAAGUCUCGUCAUCGCCACCGACUCCGCGUACGUUGCUGGCGGUGCGACCGACUGGAUCCGUGGGUGGAUGGAGAAGGGCUGGCGGUCGAGCAACGGCAAGCCCACGAAGAACCGGGAUCUGUGGCAAGCGCUCGUCCUGGAGAUCGAGAAGCUCCACGAGGAGGGGUUCCGGGUAAGCUUCUGGAAGAUCCCGCGCGAGUGGAACGCGGAGGCCGACGUGGUCGCAAGGCGAGCAGUAACCUAUAAACGCCGGGGUCGAUAUGCGGAUGUGCGUGGCGUGAUGGCAGACUGA